Phyllostomus hastatus (greater spear-nosed bat) is the source of this 1064-nucleotide messenger RNA. RefSeq names its product myomaker, myoblast fusion factor (gene MYMK). The record is from RefSeq and is a predicted model, not a curated record. NCBI's taxonomy places the organism in Eukaryota, Metazoa, Chordata, Mammalia, Chiroptera, Phyllostomidae. Bases 47 to 712 code for a protein of 221 amino acids. The transcript has 5 exons. Gene Ontology annotation, cellular component: plasma membrane.
GCCGGCAGCCACCCUCCUCCCCGGCCAGUGCCCUCCGCCCCGGCCCAUGGGGACGCUCGUGGCCAAACUGCUCCUGCCCACCCUCAGCAGCCUGGCCUUUCUCCCCACCAUCAGCAUCGCCGCCAAGAGGCGCUUCCACAUGGAGGCCAUGGUCUACCUCUUCACCAUGUUCUUCGUGGCGCUCUUCCACGCGUGCGACGGGCCGGGCCUGGCGGUGCUGUGCUUCCUGCGCCACGACGUCCUCGAGUAUUUCAGCAUCUACGGCACGGCGCUCAGCAUGUGGGUCUCCCUGAUGGCGCUGGCCGACUUCGACGAACCCAGGAGGUCCACGCUGGUGAUGUUCGGCGUGCUGACCAUCGCCGUCCGCACCUACCACGACCGCCAGGGCUACGGGGUGUACUCGGGCCCCGUGGGCACGGCCGUCCUCAUCAUCACGGCCAAGUGGCUGCGGCAGAUGAAGGAGAAGAGGGGCCUAUACCCCGACAAGAGCGUGUACACCCAGCAGAUCGGCCCUGGCCUCUGCUUCGGGGCGCUGGCUCUGAUGCUGCGCUUCUUCUUCGAGGACUGGGACUACACCUACGUCCACAGCUUCUACCACUGCGCCCUGGCCAUGUGCUUGGUCCUGCUGCUGCCCAAGGUCAACAAGAAGGCCGGGAGCGCGGGGCCGCCGGCCAAGCUGGACUGCCCCACGCUCUGCUGCGCCUGCGUCUGACCGCGCCCCGCAGCCCACCCCGGCCCCGCCCACCCGCCUCCUGCCGGGAGCCCUCCUGCCCUUCCCCGGGGCCGGGUGUCCCGGGGAAACCCGCCCUCCCGCUCUGGGAGGGCGCAGGGGUUCCAGGAGCACCUCUGCGGGGAGCACUUCCUGCGAACCCCCUUCCGACGUUUCUACGGGCUGCCGAGUGCUGCGCCGGAGAGAAGUCUCCCUCCUGCCGGCCUCCGCCACGACGACGGAUGGGUGUGUGGGCCCCGGAGCCACACCUGUCUGUCUGCUCCCUUCCCCCUCCUCCCUCCCUCCUCCCCGGCAAGCCCCAGCCCGCUCCCGGCCACCAAGGGGCUCUCGUGUC